AUGGUCUGUCUGAGGCUGGUGAAGAAAGCUGUAGAGAACCGGGAGGAGAACAAAGAGGAUAAAAGAAUUGCUGGGAUCAACGAGGACAAGGCAUUGAGGCCAGUUUGGUUCCUGAGGGAGGAGCUGGCAGGGUCCAGAAGAGCCCAGAGUCUGCAGUCCGGGGGGCUCCUGCGCCCCGCGCGCCUUCGCACCAAGAGCGAGGGCGACGCCAGCUCGCUGCACACCUGCCCCAGCAAGCGGGACCUACUCUACCCGGAGCUGGCCAGGGUCGGGGGCCGGCUCCCCACCGACCCCACACAGACGGGAGGACUCUGGAAACUCCUCACGAGCCGCUUCCGAAGGCGAGAGCGUGGCAGCGCUGGCAGCACGUGCCCCAAGGACCCCCACGGCGGUGUCGAGCCCAUCCUCCUGGGAGGGGGCCCACUGCGGGCGCUGGAUUCGUUUGUAAACAGCCAGGAAUGGACCCUGAGUCGCUCGGUGCCUGAGCUGAAGGUGGGCAUCGUGGGGAACCUGUCCAGUGGCAAGUCAGCCCUGGUGCACCGUUACCUGACCGGCACCUACGUGCAGGAGGAGUCUCCAGAGGGUGGCCGGUUUAAGAAGGAGAUCGUGGUGGAUGGUCAGAGCUACUUGCUGCUGAUUCGAGAUGAAGGGGGCCCGCCUGAACUCCAGUUUGCUGCCUGGGUCGAUGCUGUGGUGUUUGUCUUCAGCCUGGAGGAUGAGAUCAGCUUCCAGACCGUCUACAACUACUACCUGCGGCUCUGCAGCUACCGGAACACAGCGGAGGUGCCGAUGGUGCUGGUGGGCACACAGGAUGCCAUCAGUGCCACCAACCCCCGGGUCAUCGAUGACUCCCGGGCACGGAAGCUCUCCAAUGAUCUGAAGCGCUGCACGUACUACGAGACCUGUGCUACCUACGGCCUGAACGUGGAGAGGGUCUUCCAGGACGUGGCUCAGAAGGUGGUGGCUCUCCGGAAGAAGCAUCAGCUGUCCAUCGGCCCCUGCAAGUCCCUGCCCAACUCACCCAGCCAUUCGUCUGUCUCCGCAGCCUCCAUUCCUUCUGUCCACAUCAACCAGGCCACCAACGGUGGAGGAGCCUUCAGCGACUACUCCUCCUCUGUGCCCUCCACCCCAAGCAUCAGCCAGCGGGAGCUGCGGAUCGAGACCAUUGCUGCCUCCAACACCCCCACCCCCAUCCGCAAGCAGUCCAAGCGGCGCUCCAACAUCUUCACGUCUCGGAAGGGCGCGGACCCGGAGCGGGACAAGAAGGUGCCGGAGUGCAAAGCGGACAGUAUUGGCAGCGGGAGGGCCAUUCCCAUGAAGCAGGGCAUUCUCCUCAAACGCAGCGGCAAGUCCCUCAACAAGGAGUGGAAGAAGAAGUAUGUGACGCUGUGUGACAACGGGGUCCUCACCUACCACCCCAGCCUGCACGACUAUAUGCAGAAUGUCCAUGGGAAGGAGAUCGAUCUGCUGAGAACAACAGUGAAGGUCCCGGGCAAGCGACUCCCCAGGGCCACGACGGCGGCGGCGCCCAGUGCCAGCCCCAAAGCCAACGGGCUGGCCAAGGAGCGGAGCAGCUCCCAGCUGGCAGGAAGCACAGGUGCUCCCCACUCGACCAGCAGCACGUCCUUGCACUCCGAGCGCUCCAUCAGCGGCAUCAACCUGGUGGGCUUCAGCUCCAAGCCAGAUGGGAUGCACCAGCGCUCCUACUCCGUGUCCAGCGCAGACCAGUGGAACGAGGCUGUGGCUAUCCCCGGCAGCUGCCCCAACCCCUCUAAUGGUACCGCCGACUCGCUCAGCUCCAGCCCAAACAUUUCCAGUACUGCCAGCCCGAAGCUGGAGCCGCCUCCGUCACCACAUGCCAACAGGAAAAAACAUCGCAGGAAAAAGAGCACAGGGACGACUCGGCCUGAUGGUCCCAGCACAGCAGCAGAAGAACCAGAUGAGCCAUUUGAGUUCAUUAUCGUGUCGCUGACGGGCCAGACGUGGCUCUUUGAGGCCUCAACAUCGGAGGAGCGGGAGCUCUGGGUGCAGGCCAUUGAGAGCCAGAUCCUGGCCAGCCUGCAGGGCUGCGAGAGCAGUAAGAACAAGGCUCGGCUGGGCAGCCAGGGCGACGCGCAGGCCAUGCAGGCCGUCCGCACCGCGCGCGGGAACAGCUUCUGCGUGGACUGCGACGCUCCGAAUCCCGACUGGGCCAGUCUGAACCUGGGUGCCCUCAUGUGCAUCGAGUGCUCCGGGAUCCAUCGCAACCUGGGCACCCACCUGUCCCGCGUGCGCUCCCUGGACCUGGACGACUGGCCUAGCGAGCUUCUCAUGGUCAUGACAGCCAUCGGCAAUGCCCUGGCCAACGCUGUCUGGGAGGGAAUGGUGGAGGGGUACCCCAAGCCCACUCCUGAGAGCAGUAGGUAAGGGAGGUGGGGAACCCCAGGGAUGCUUCUUGGGCACCACACCAGAAGGAUGGGGGCACCACGGGGAUUUGGGAGCAGCCAUCAAAACAGGAUUCCUCAAGGUGCUCCAGUGUUGGGGGUCUUGCCUGCCCUCGAGGUACUGGCCAUCCUCUCCCACCUUCCUGGUGGGUCAGCGAGGCUCCAUGGUGGCCACGGCCGUGUGGUGCCUGAGGGAGCCGAGGCUGGCUGCAAAGCCGAAGGGGUUAACAGAGAUGGCUUGGCAGCAUCGUGUGGGUCUCUAGGGUCUGUCCCUUUCAGGCCCUUGUCUGUCCCUAUCGGAGCCACUCUGCUGUCACUCAUCCCAACAAGAGCCCAUUCUGCAGCUUAUCAGCGCCGUGGCGC
Manacus vitellinus (golden-collared manakin) is the source of this 2786-nucleotide messenger RNA. RefSeq names its product arf-GAP with GTPase, ANK repeat and PH domain-containing protein 3. Bases 1 to 2406 code for a protein of 801 amino acids. Gene Ontology annotation, biological process: proteasome-mediated ubiquitin-dependent protein catabolic process. Lineage: Eukaryota; Metazoa; Chordata; Aves; Passeriformes; Pipridae. Gene Ontology annotation, cellular component: nucleus. The record is from RefSeq and is a predicted model, not a curated record. Gene Ontology annotation, molecular function: GTPase activator activity; GTPase activity; GTP binding. The transcript is spliced from 17 exons.